ACCAUGAUCCCGCCCGGGGAGUGCAUGUACGCGGGGAGGAAACGAAGAAAGCCUGUCCAGAAACAGAGGCCCGCGGUGGGGUCCGAGCGCUCCAACCCCUCCAAGAGGCACCGGGACCGCCUCAACGCGGAGCUGGACCACCUGGCCAGCCUCCUGCCAUUUCCACCUGACGUCAUCUCCAAACUGGACAAGCUCUCCGUCCUGCGUCUCAGUGUCAGCUACCUCAGGGUGAAGAGCUUCUUCCAAGCUCUCAGACUAAGAUGUCCCCAGGAGCCUGCUACUUUGGACCCCGCGCCCGGAGACGGCCGCCCUCGCGGAGGCUCCGCCGUGCUGGAGGGGAGGCUGCUGCUGGAGUCUCUCAAUGGCUUUGCACUGGUGGUGAGCGCAGAAGGAAUGAUAUUUUAUGCAUCGGCCACGAUCGUGGACUAUCUGGGCUUCCAUCAGACAGACGUGAUGCACCAGAACAUUUACGACUACAUUCACGUGGACGACCGCCAGGACUUCUCCCGGCAGCUGCACUGGGCCAUGGACCCACCCCCGGCGGCCUUCGGGCCGCAGUGCUCAGAGACAGCAGACGACACCGUCCUCGGGAGGCUGCUCGAGGCCCAGGAAGGUGGCGCAGGGCUGCCCACGGCCUACUUGGCCUUCCUGACACGCUGCUUCGUCUGCCGCGUCCGCUGCCUGCUGGACAGCACCUCGGGCUUCCUGACGAUGCAGUUCCAAGGGAAACUAAAAUUCCUGUUCGGGCAGAAGAAGAGGGCGCCGUCGGGGACCGUCCUGCCGCCGCGGCUCUCGCUGUUCUGCGUGGUGGCCCCGGUUCUGCCGCCGGCCGCUGCCGAGCUGAGGCUGAAGAGCUCGCUCCUGCGGACCAGGCCCCGGGCGGCCGCGGGCACCAGGGACGGGGAGGAGGAGCGUGGGAAGCUGCUGGACGGCUCCUCUGGAGUGACGGGCAGGAAGGAGAUGCUCACGUACAGUUGCCACUUGGAGACACAGGGACCGACAAAGCCUCUUCACUGGACAGCAGGAAAGCAGGAUCUGGCCAGCAGUGUCAAGCUGAAGCUGGAGCCCGGGAGCAGCGAUCCCUUCUCCGUGCGUGCCCAGCCGCAUGGUUCUGCCCUGCCCUGCCCCUUUAAUGCCAGUGGCGUCGCUACGUUCAGAAAUCCACCCAGCCCUUGUCCGCCGAGUCAUUCCCCCAGCGCGUACGCCAGCCGGACAGGCAGGCCUCUGAGGAGCGGUGAUCGUGGGCAGGCGCAGCCCCCCACCAGCUGCCAUGUCCUCCCAGGGAGCCUGGAGGGGGUGCUUCCUCUCCAUCGGGCACAGCGUUUUGCAGUGGGGGGCUACGCCACCGAGGGUGCCAGGUUGCAAAGUGCACCAAUGCCUCUGGGAGCCCCGGGCCAUCCAGUGUUGUCACUGGAUGUGCCCAUCAAAGUGGAGAUUGAUGCUGGCUCUGAGGGUGCGGCAGACAGCUACCUGGUGAACCCCCGCCAGGUGCCCCUGAAGGCGGAGCAGGACCUCUCCACGCCCCUGUCCCCCUGCACAGGCUCCAGGCACCCCGCCUUUGCCCCGCACCUGGGGCACAGUGUGCUGGGGGCUCUACCCCCAAGCAGGGCCACCUCCAGACCCCACAGGGAGCUGGCCCCAUUGCACACAGCCAGCCGUGCCUGCCCCCCUGAGCCUGGGCCCUCCCACUGCCUCUGGCUGCGGGGACAGGGCACCCUCCAGCCUUACCCACUGCGCUACGACUGCAGGGCUGCGGGCGCUGCACCUGUGGUCAAGCGCGAGCCCCUGGAUUUGCCCCCAUGGGCCGCUCACAGCCAGGGCGGGAUGCCGGGGCUGUUUCCCAAAAGUGCCUUGGCGACGCUGAUGCCGCCGAGAGCCUCAGAGUGCUCUUUCCUGCCGUAGCCACAGCCGCUUCUGAAAUCCAGCAUCUGGCCAAGCCCAGUCUGCCCUGGCCGGGCCACCCCGCCUGGCAUCUGGGUGCUCAGAGCCGUUUCUAAGCAGCAGUUGGCACAGCUGCACAACUUCCACCCUC
This is a messenger RNA of Choloepus didactylus (southern two-toed sloth), 2032 nucleotides long. RefSeq names its product aryl-hydrocarbon receptor repressor (gene AHRR). Lineage: Eukaryota; Metazoa; Chordata; Mammalia; Pilosa; Megalonychidae. Gene Ontology annotation, molecular function: transcription cis-regulatory region binding; nuclear receptor activity; protein dimerization activity. The transcript has 10 exons. Gene Ontology annotation, biological process: regulation of transcription by RNA polymerase II. The record is from RefSeq and is a predicted model, not a curated record. Bases 4 to 1902 code for a protein of 632 amino acids. Gene Ontology annotation, cellular component: nucleus; aryl hydrocarbon receptor complex.